This is a messenger RNA of Saccostrea cuccullata (small rock oyster), 448 nucleotides long. RefSeq lists its product as uncharacterized. The record is from RefSeq and is a predicted model, not a curated record. Bases 2 to 448 code for a protein of 148 amino acids. Lineage: Eukaryota; Metazoa; Mollusca; Bivalvia; Ostreida; Ostreidae. The transcript is spliced from 4 exons.
GAUGGCUGUUUACGAUGAUGACAAAAUUAUCAAGAUAGAUCAAUUAAUGGCCUGCGCCAAAGAAAGCUUCCUGGCCAACAUAGUACGAUCUUACAUUUUUACCAUAAAACACAGCAUGCUAAGAUGUUCAUCCACAGCUUCUCUCGAGUACAUUCUGGAAAAUGGAGCACCAAAGCGUUUUGAGACCCCUGGAAGUGGAUUCUGCAUCACUACACCGUAUCAAACAAUUCAAUCUAUUUUCGUCCGUUGCAUUGUAGUCACUGUACUGACUAGUGAGAGUGAUUUCUAUUUUCAGUUUAAAACAAAAGACUUAAAAGGCACCUUUGUUGCUGGAGAUGCUGUGGUCAUCACUGGAUAUUGGUUACAAGGCUGUUAUUUUCAGAACCAUAUACACAAUAUUUUACAACAGGAACAGAUAUUGUUUCUUCCGAAAAUGUCACAAAGUUAG